Iphiclides podalirius (scarce swallowtail) is the source of this 5541-nucleotide messenger RNA. Lineage: Eukaryota; Metazoa; Arthropoda; Insecta; Lepidoptera; Papilionidae. The record is from the annotation of a GenBank genome assembly.
AUGUGUGAUAGCGAUGACCAAGCAGAGCAUGGGCGCUCUGGUAUGGAUUUAACUGGUUUCUUGUUUGGAAAUAUUGAUGAAACUGGACAACUUGAAGAUGAUGGAUUGCUUGACGGGGACUCUAAACGAAUGCUCUCCUCUCUUAACCGACUGGGUCUGGGAUCUAUGCUAUCUGAAGUUCUUGAACAGGAUGAACCAAAUCAAGAAGACGAAGAAAAAGAUUAUACAGAAAAAAGUCCAUCUGCAGUAGACUAUUUUGAUAUUGAUGAUGUUGCAGAAGAAGUGAAAAGUGAGGAUUUAGCUGAUAGCACUAAUCAAGAUGCACAAGGGGGGGAUAUACAAACUGAAGAGAUUAAAACAAAAGAAGAAGAGGAGUCGCUGAGCAAAGACAGUAAUUGUCCACAGAAUGAAGUAAAGAACGAUAAAGAUGAUGAUUGGUUAAAGUCUGACAACGCCGAAGAUAAUGAAGCAGAACAACGAAAUAAUGAUGAGGGUUACGAAGGUGACAUGGAAGGAGAUGGAGGUCUCAUGCCACCACCAUCAUCAGUUCCUAGACAGAAAACUGAUAAACCAAGGAAGUUGGAGACUCCUCUUGCUGCCAUGCUACCAUCUAAGUACGCUAAUGUUGAUGUAACUGAACUAUUUCCAGAUUUUAGACCUGACAAAGUACUUUUGUUCUCCCGUCUUUUCGGUCCCGGCAAACUAUCAAGCCUACCACAAAUAUGGCGUGGGGUAAGGAAGCGCCGAAGAAGAAAACGCAGCGGCAGCACAAGCAGUGACACACCACCGCAAAUUCCAGAGAACCAGGAACCCCAGUAUGCUAGUGAUGAUGAAGAGAAAUUCCUAAAACCCAUGGAGGAGAGUCAACAAAUGAAUUCGGAUAAUAAUUCGCAAAAUUGUGGCGACAAGUCACAAAAACCUACACCGGCGCAUUGGCGUUUCGGUCCAGCUCAGAUGUGGUAUGAUAUGCUCAAUGUUCCAGAGACCGGCGAGGGAUUCGAUUACGGUUUUAAAACAAAGGCUCCUUCUACAGAUGCCGAAGAGAAACCAAAAGAAUUGGACGAAGCUGAACAAGCUCAAGGUGCCGGUAGUCCUGACAGUGGCUUUCCUGACGACGCAUUUCUGAUGGUCUCACAACUGCAAUGGGAAGAUGAUGUCAUAUGGGACGGCAGUGAGAUUAAACAUAAGGUUUUGGCCCGUCUCAACAGUAAGAGUAAUGCGGCUGGCUGGGUGCCGACUUCUGUAAGCAGAACCGCUCAACAAUUCUCUCAUCCACGUCCGCAGCCAACCACACAACUGCAACCUAAGCCACCUACCUCUGCGGCGUCGUCAGCUAACGGCCAGCCUGGCGGUUCCGCUGCCGAUGGCGAAGACAACACAUGGUACAGCAUAUUCCCCGUGGAGAACGAGGAACUGGUGUACGGAACCUGGGAGGACGAGGUUAUAUGGGACGCGGAGAACAUGCCGGCCGUACCGAAACCGAAGAUAUUGACGCUGGACCCCAACGACGAGAAUAUAAUUCUGGGAAUCCCAGACGACGUGGAUCCUUCUAAGAUAACGAGAGAGCGUGGGCCGGCGCCAAAAGUUAAAAUACCACAUCCACACGUCAAGAAGUCCAAGAUCCUGCUCGGCAAGGCGGGCGUGAUAAACGUGCUUCAGGAGGACGCCCCGCCACCUCCCCCAAAAUCCCCUGACCGAGAUCCAUUCAAUAUAUCCAAUGACGUGUACUACCAGGCGAAGUCGCAGAACCCCCGUUUGAAGGUCGGCGGAGGUCAACUGAUACAGCACAGCACGCCGGUGGUGGAGCUGAGGGCGCCCUUCAUUCAGACCCACAUGGGCCCGGCGAGACUGCGCGCCUUCCACAGGCCCGCCAUGAGGAAACUAUCUUACGGGCCCCUGGCCACUAACGGACCUCAUCCCGUCCAGCCGCUCUUGAAGCACAUCAAGAAGAAGGCCAAGCAACGCGAAGCGGAACGCUUGGCGUCAGGUGGCGGCGAUGUGUUCUUCAUGCGCACUCCUGAGGACCUCAGCGGCAAAGACGGCGAGCUGGUACUGGUGGAGUUCUGCGAGGAGCAUCCGCCGCUCAUCAGCCAGGUCGGGAUGUGCUCCAAGAUCAAGAACUAUUACAAGCGGACAGCUACCAAGGACAACGGCCCCAAAUCGUUCAAAUACGGUGAAGUGGCGUACGCGCACACCUCUCCGUUCCUGGGCAUUCUCGCCCCGGGCGCUUCCCAGCCGGUGGUUGAGAACAACAUGUACCGAGCGCCGAUUUACGAGCACACGCUGCCUCAGACCGACUUCCUGAUUAUAAGGACAAGACAAGCAUAUUACAUUCGUGAGAUUGACGCAAUGUUCGUAGCGGGCCAAGAGUGUCCACUUUACGAAGUACCAGGCCCUAAUUCUAAAAGGGCUAACAAUUUCGUUCGAGAUUUCCUGCAGGUUUAUAUUUACCGGUUGUUCUGGAAAUCGCGAGACAAUCCGCGUCGCAUCAAAAUGGACGAUAUCAAAAGGGCUUUCCCGUCACACUCAGAAAGUUCUAUACGGAAGCGUCUGAAGCUGUGUGCAGAUUUUAAGAGAACUGGAUUGGACUCAAAUUGGUGGGUGAUAAAGCCCGAUUUCCGCUUGCCGUCCGAAGAGGAGAUCCGCGCGAUGGUCUCGCCCGAGCAGUGCUGCGCCUACUUCAGCAUGGCCGCCGCCGAGCAGAGGCUCAAGGACGCCGGCUAUGGGGAGAAGUUCAUCUUCACCCCGAUGGAGGACGACGACGAGGAGAUGCAGCUGAAGAUGGACGAUGAGGUCAAGGUGGCGCCGUGGAACACCACGCGGGCAUACAUCCAGGCGAUGCGCGGCAAAUGUUUGCUCCAACUGACGGGCCCCGCCGACCCGACGGGGUGCGGGGAGGGCUUCUCUUACGUCCGAAUGCCGAACAAGCCCACCCAGCAGCCGAACGAGGAGCAGCAGCCGAAGAGGACGGUCACCGGGACGGAUGCCGAUCUGAGGCGGCUUAGUCUGAACAACGCGAAGGCGCUGCUGAGGAAGUUCGGCGUGCCCGAGGAGGAGAUCAAAAAGCUCUCCCGAUGGGAAGUCAUUGACGUCGUCCGAACCUUGUCAACUGAGAAGGCUAAAGCCGGGGAGGAAGGAAUGACCAAGUUCUCAAGAGGGAAUAGGUUCUCCAUAGCAGAACACCAAGAAAGGUACAAAGAAGAGUGCCAACGGAUAUUCGAGCUUCAGAACCGUGUACUGACGAGUACGGAAGUGCUAAGUACAGAUGAGGCGGAAAGUUCCGUCUCCGAGGAGUCUGAUUUGGAGGAGAUGGGCAAGAACUUAGAGAACAUGUUGGCCAACAAGAAAACUACCGAACAGUUAUCGUUGGAGAGAGAAGAAGCCGAGAGGGCGGAACUGAGGAAGAUGAUUUUGGGGCAGUCAGAAAAGAAGCCGCAGAUCAAUCAAAAUGAUCAACAGACCUUGAAUCAGGGGCGCGUGUUGCGCAUCGUGCGCACGUUCCGCAACGCGUCCGGCCAGCGGUACACGCGCGUUGAGCUCGUCCGCAAGGCGGCGGUGAUCGAGGCGUACACAAAGAUACGAUCAACUAAAGACGACACAUUCAUACGCCAGUUCGCGACAAUGGACGAGACGCAGAAGGAGGAGAUGAAGCGGGAGAAACGAAGGAUACAGGAACAACUCAGACGUAUUAAGAGAAAUCAAGAAAGGGAGAGGCUAGCUGGUAACGUGACCGUGCCCGCAAUAUUCCCAGGAAGUAAUGACAAUUUCAACAUGUCUUCAUCAACGGAUCAUGGCUCUAAGUCACCGGGUCUGAUUCCCCUUGGCCAGAUAAAACAGGAGCCAGAUCUCCACACACCGUCUCGGCGACGCACGAAACUGAAGCCGGAUUUGAAACUAAAAUGCGGCGCCUGCGGCCAGGUGGGGCACAUGCGCACGAACAAGGCGUGCCCUCUCUACACGGGCACGCUGAGCGCGCCGCUCUCGCCGGAGCACGAGGCGGAGCCGCCGCCGGAGCCGGACGACGACGACCUCGGCUACGUGGAGGGCACCAAGCUCACGCUGCCCUCCAAGCUCAUCAAGCAAUCCGCCGAGGAGCUGAGGCGCAGGGGCGGCUCCGGCCGGCGGGAGGUGCGCGCCGCGGGGCGGAACAAGCGUCGCGGCACCGCGAGCGAGCCCUGCGACUAUCUGGUUCGGCGGCCGGCCGAGAGGCGGCGCACCGACCCGCUCGUAACGCUCUCCUCGCUGUUGGAGGACGUGCUCAACCACAUGCGCCACCUGCCCGACGUGCAGCCGUUCCUGUUCCCCGUCAACCCGAAGUUAGUCGCAGAUUAUUAUCGCAUCGUAUCGCGGCCAAUGGAUCUCCAAACGAUAAGAGACAAUUUGCGUCAGAAGCACUAUCAAAGCCGCGAAGAGUUUCUGGCCGACGUCAACCAGAUCGUUGAGAACUCCACGCUGUACAAUGGUCCCACAAGUAGUCUGACGGUGGCAGCGCAGCGUAUGCUGCAACGCUGCGUUGAAAAGUUGGCCGAGAAGGAGGAGCAGCUCAUGAAGUUGGAGAAGCAGAUCAACCCUCUCUUGGACGAUAACGAUCAGGUGGCGUUGUCGUUCAUAUUAGAGAAUCUUCUAACGACCAAGCUUAAGAUUAUGCCCGAAGCGUGGCCGUUCGUGAAGCCCGUGAAUAAAAAGCAGGUCAAAGAUUACUACAGCGUGAUCAAGAAGCCCAUCGAUAUGGAAACCAUGGGCAAGAAGAUACAAGCUCACAAAUAUCACAGUCGGGAAGAUUUCUUAAAGGACGUCCAACUGCUGGUUGACAACUGUCGCGCAUACAACGGCGUCAAUUCUCAGUUUACACGACAGGCAGAGACCAUACUGAAAGUCACUCGGGAGGCGCUUGAACAGUUCGGCGAACACGUGAGCCAGCUGGAGGCGAACAUAUCGAAGGUGCAGCAGAAGAUGCUGGAGGAAGCGGAGCAGUCGGACGUCGAAUCGGAGGAGACACAAAUGCAGCCGGACGAGAAACGCGGCCGCGGACGCCCGAGGAAGUACAAGCCCUCAACGUCCACCGUAGACGGAGCUACGCCAAGAAAACGCGGCCGGCCUAAAAAGGAUCAAAAUAGCCUGGAGGAGGAUCUCCAAUACUCUGACAGCGGUAGUUCUGAGCUGGAGGAAGUGGAACAGAAAGACGCCGCGGAAGCAAUGGUCGAGUUGUCUGUGCAUACGGAUGACAACGCUCACGGCGAGCCGAGCUUUGACACUUCAGAGUUCCUGAAAAUAAAGCGCGAGGCGCCCGAUGAGAUGCCCCAUCAGAGCGACGAGUUCGUUGACCUCGAUCGUUCCACAGAUUACACUUUCCCGCCAGUUGUUAAGGAGGAGCCAAUUGAGCCGGAUAUGAAUAUGGAUCAGCAGAUGAUGGACGCGCCACCGGUCGAUCCGCCGCAGUUCAAAGAGGAGCCACCAGAAAACUGGCAGCCGGAUCCCGCAAUACAAGACGAUCUCCAGGUCACGGACAGUGAGGAAGAAGCGGAGGAUGGCCUGUGGUUU